AUGUACAUUUCUCACUUGUUUCUUUUCAUAAACCUUCUCAAUUCUGUUAAAAUUCUGUCAGCCGUAUUCAGCACGCCAAUAAUUCGAAACGGCACUUUGAACAUAAAUGUUCAAAGAAAAUGUCCCGAUGGCUGGGCAUCAUUUCAAAGACAAAAGGGUUUGUAUUGUAUCAAAGUGUUCUAUCCGCCACCAUAUUGGUAUACUCAACCACAAGCGCAGGCAAUGUGUAAUGAGAUUGGGGCGAGACUGGCGGGAAUUGAGACGAUUGCUGAGAGGAAUUAUAUUGCUCGUGAGUUCAAAGACUUGGCAGUUAAAAAUUGUACAUUUUUCAAAAAUCUUGUGUUUUCCCUUUUUCAACAUCUAAUAUACAAAAACGCAAACGUAAACUAAAUUAUUUCAAAAUGCACACAAAAGGCCCACACACACAAAAUACGUCAUCUUUCACACCAUGGCGCAACUGUAUUGCACAUCCUCUUGAGGAUGAUUAUUUCAAAAUGCACACAAAAGGCCCACACACACAAAAUACAUCAUCUUUCACACCAUGGCGCAACUGUAUUGCACAUCCUCUUGAGGAUGAUUAUUUCAAAAUGCACACAAAAGGCCCACACACACAAAAUACAUCAUCUUUCACACCAUGGCGCAACUGUAUUGCACAUCCUCUUGAGGAUGAUUUCAAUGCAGAAUCAUUUAUUUAUUUUUCAAUUUAAAAUGAAAUUGGGGAUGACUUAGUUUUUUUUUCAACUUUAACACAUCUUCCUUUCCCAACACUUGGAUAAAUUUGACACAUUUGGCCGUUUGGACAAUCCCAAUGUUUUUUACAUUCUUCACUUUCAACCAAUUUGAAAUUGAAAAUUGUUAAAACAAGCAGCAGAAUGAAAAAUUUUGGAUUCAUUUCUGAACUUGAACUUGGGAGGCACACUUUUUAUUUGGUUUAAAAUAGAUUUAUGUAGUCUAGACUUUUUGAAAAAUAUCAAGAAGUUCUGAAUUCCGAAUAUUUUUCAGGUGUUGCUGCAAAUUAUAUGACAAAUAUGAGUUUGACAUCAACAGUAGUCUGGAUUGGAGCCUAUCGCGUUCUACAAUGUACAAAAUCCAAUGUUAUUGUAGAUAAAUGUAGCAAUGUAGGUUGUUGUAACCUCGGAAAAAAAUAAAAAAAACUUCUUCUUCUCGCAGACAAGAUACGCAUUCACUUGGAGUGACGGAAAUGUUGUUGGCGAUGAUCAAAUGUUGUUCCGCGACACCGGAAAUUCAGGGUAGGAAGAGUAUAUUGUUCAAAAAUAGUUAUGAAUACAUCAACAUUUUUGAAGAACCGGUCAGCAAUGUGUUCAAAUGACGAUUCUCGCAUUUCCCGAAGCUCCACAAAUGUCAUUAUAUGAUGACAUCAGUUGUGAUGGUACUGUAGAAACGUGGGUUCCGAAUCAUUAUGCACAGUAUGUUUGUGGACAACAGGCUCCGAUUGUUGGGUUCGACACUUAUUGAUUGGGAAUUUUUGACAUUUACUUUUGAUAAAUUUGUUGAAAAUUAAAAAUUCCAUAUCUAAUAAUCUCCCCCUUCAUAUUUUUUCAAACGACACUCCACCAAAUGACACUGCCUGUUUUUUAUUCCCCAAUAGAUAAUUGUAGCGUCCUUUUUCCAAAAAAAAAAACAGAUGUGAUUUUUUUAAUUUUCAAUUUCAGGUUACUGUAUCUAAACUACAGUACUUCUUGAUUAAUAUUUUUACCAAUUCAAUAUUUUGAAAAAGCAUGCCAAUGGGACUGCAAUAAGCCGAUAUAUGUGAAAAUUUAGGUGAGUUUUAAAAAAUUCCAAUUUUUGUUCAAAAAAUCAUUUCUAUUUUCAGAUAUUAGAUUACUGUAUCUAAACUACAGUACUUUUGGAUCAUAAUUUUAUGACAAUGGAUUUUCGAUGAAUCUUAGAAGAAAUAAAGUAUUGGAACAAUAUAAAACGAGGCAUCAAACAUCUGACUACUGAAAAACUUACAGUACUCCUGGAUUAACUUAUGAUCACUGUGAGCCGGAAUUCCCAUCAAAAGAAACAUUAACAAUCUUGAAAAUUAAUCAAAAUAUUUAUAAGUGAGUUUUUUAUGAUUCAUUUUCAUCUCAAAUUAAUCAAAAAUUAUUUUCCAGAAUCUCACCAAAUUCAGAAAAAAUACGUCGAAUGAAAAUUGCAACUAAAUCUUACUGUAUCUAA
This is a messenger RNA of Caenorhabditis angaria, 2184 nucleotides long. The record is from the annotation of a GenBank genome assembly. Lineage: Eukaryota; Metazoa; Nematoda; Chromadorea; Rhabditida; Rhabditidae.